Messenger RNA from Procambarus clarkii (red swamp crayfish), 1713 nucleotides. RefSeq names its product nucleolar complex protein 4 homolog A. NCBI's taxonomy places the organism in Eukaryota, Metazoa, Arthropoda, Malacostraca, Decapoda, Cambaridae. Gene Ontology annotation, biological process: ribosome biogenesis. Gene Ontology annotation, cellular component: nucleolus; Noc4p-Nop14p complex; small-subunit processome. The record is from RefSeq and is a predicted model, not a curated record.
UAGCCUGUAUCAAAGAUGCAAAGCAUGCUGCUAUCCUGUAGGAGUUUUCCAAAUUUACAUAUAUAUACUUUGUAUCAAUUAGUAUCGUGGAGCCUGAAGGCUGAGUGGAAAGCGCUCAGCGUCUGUAGUCCUAAGAGUCCAGGGGGUCCGUCUAAUUACCACAAGCUUCACAAAGCUUCCUGGCAAUACAGCAAUGAAACUGGGACAAUAAAAUCUGCCAUAACUGGAUUACAUCAUAUAUUUACAUUCCUUUUAAAUGAAGACAGCAUCAAGAUUCCAACUAAAAUACCUGGCAGUGUAGAUAGUGCAAAUAGAAAAUUUAAUCGGUGGCUGUAUCAAAGAUACGAUGAAACGCACAAGAAAUUGCUCAGCCAACUUGGACAUGAAGAACAAUCGGUACAGGAACUGGCAUUGUGCUCCAUAGUAAAGUUAAUCCAAUCUGAAGGACGACAUCCAGUAAAGACGAGAACAGAUGUUGCCUACCAGUUUCCCAUGCACAGAUUACGGCCUUUGAUAAUGGCCCUUGUCUCAAGCUCUGUGGAUUACCGCCAUCUGAUCACGCUUUUGUUUGAGUAUAUGGAAUGCCAAGACUUCAUGUUCUUUACUCUCAUGACGUUGAGCAUUGUAGUUAAAGCACAGAAAGGUAAAGAUGUCUCGGUAAAAUUCAUGAACAACCUGUUCCCUCUGUUAGAACAAAUAAACAUACCGAUGGAAAAUGCUGCUAAUCUUGAACGACCUAAGUUUCUCUUGGAGCCUAACAGUGGAAGUGAGGCAGGAGCAGAUGAGCAGCCCAUGUUCACGAUUCCAUAUGACAAAGCUAAGAUUGCCAUCAACACCAUAUGGCCCGAGGUACUGAGGUAUCCUUUAACGCCUGAUUUGUAUCGCCGGAGUUUGAUUCUCAUACCCGAGAAGGUGAUGCAUCACUUGGAUUCACCCAUUAAUCUCACAGAUUUCUUCAUGGAAUCCUAUAAUCUUGGUGGUGCUAUCAGUCUCUUAGCCCUUCAAGGUGUGUUCAUCUUAGUACAUAAACAUAACUUGGAGUAUCCAGAUUUUUACAAAAAGCUCUAUAGCCUGCUUGAGCCUACUGUAUUUCAUGCAAAAUAUAAACCAAGAUUCUUCAUGCUCUGUGAUCGUUUCCUCGCCUCAUCACAUAUUCCAGAGUACCUAGUUGCUGCCUUCAUCAAGCGCCUGGCACGACUCUCUCUUGUAGCACCAACCUCUUCUCUGGUUCUUAUUCUCAAGUUUAUAGCAAACCUUCUCAUUAGAUAUCCAGGACUGAAGAAGCUUAUUGAUAACCCUAAUGCUCAAGCCUUGGAGAGUGAUCCAUAUGAUGCUGAUGAACCUGACCCUGCCCAAUGCCAUGCCUCUGAAAGUAGCCUUUGGGAAGUGGCAACCCUGACACAGCAUGCUCUGCCUUAUGUUGCCAAAACUGCCGGCUUUAUAAACAGAAAUUUACCAUCAGUGGAAUAUAAUAUAUCGGAAUAUGUUGAAACGUCUUAUGAAGAGAUCUUUGAGCGAGCAUGUAAGAUGACUGUUCGGGAAACUGUGCCAACCACAUUCCAUAAACCUCUAGGACUCUUUGACUAUCAUGAUGACCAGAUGUCCCAGUUUUGGAGUGUGGUGUGAUGUGGGUUUGCAAGAAAUAGUGAAUAGUUUAGGAAUAUUUUGUAUAAGGUACAGUAUAUAAAUGUAAAAUAAAUUGUAUUUCUCAAA